Messenger RNA from Tupaia belangeri chinensis (Chinese tree shrew), 930 nucleotides. RefSeq names its product taste 2 receptor member 10 (gene TAS2R10). Gene Ontology annotation, biological process: sensory perception of taste; G protein-coupled receptor signaling pathway. Gene Ontology annotation, cellular component: membrane. The transcript has a single exon. Gene Ontology annotation, molecular function: bitter taste receptor activity; G protein-coupled receptor activity. The record is from RefSeq and is a predicted model, not a curated record. NCBI's taxonomy places the organism in Eukaryota, Metazoa, Chordata, Mammalia, Scandentia, Tupaiidae. Bases 1 to 930 code for a protein of 309 amino acids.
AUGUCAAGUAUAGCAGAGGGCAUCCUCAUUUUUGCUGCAAUUAGUGAGACAAUAUUGGGGGUUUUAGCAAAUGGAUUUAUUGGACUUGUAAACUGCGUUUAUUGUGUCAAGUAUAAGAAAUUCUCUACGAUUGACUUUAUUCUCACUGGGUUGGCUAUUUCCAGAAUUUUUCUGAUAUGGUUAAUAAUUACAGAUGGAUUUAUGAGGAUAUUCUCUACAAAUACAUAUCCUUAUGAUAAUGUAGUUCACUGUAUUAGUUACUUAUGGGUUCUUAUUAAUCAAUCAAGUGUCUGGUUUGCCACCAGCCUUAGCAUCUUCUAUUUUCUGAAAGUAGCAAAUUUUUCACACCAUGUAUUUCUUUGGUUGAAGGGGAGAAUCAGUGUAGUGCUUCCUCUUCUAUUAGGAUCCUUGCUUAUUUCAUGGUUACUUACUUUUUCACAACUUGCGGAGAUUCUUAAUGAUCAUAGAUGGACGUACAGAAACUCAACCUGGUUUUUCAACAUGUCAAGAAGUCAAUUCUUUAUAAAACAGAUUUUGCUCAACCUUGGAGUCAUUUUCUACUUUAUACUCUCCCUAGUUACAUGCUUCUUGUUAAUCUUCUCCCUUUGGAGACACAACAGGCGGAUGCAAUUGACUCUCACAGGUCUCAGAGACACCAACACAGAAGCUCAUAUGAGGGCAAUGAGAGUUCUAGUAUCUUUCAUUAUUCUCUUUAUCUUGUAUUUUAUAGGCGUUUCCAUAGAAACAAUGUCCUUUACUGUGCCAGAAAACAGACUGCUGUUUAUUUUUGGUAUGACAACCUCCACAAUCUAUCCCUCGGUUCACUCACUUAUCAUAAUUGUAGGGAACAGCAAGCUAAAGCAAGCCUUUCUGAGGGUACUGUUACAACUGAGAUGCUGCAAGAAGGGAAAAAUUGUCAGAACCACCUAG